GUCCCUCCCUCCCUCCGCCCUCGGGGCCGCGGUGACCGCCGCCAGCAGCGGCGCAGCAGCCGCGCACGGGCCCGCGCUCACUGUUUCCUGCGGACCCGGCCCAGCGCGGCAGGAAGCGGGGGGGGAGCAGCGCCCACCCCAUCCGCCGGGCGGGCACCGGCGCCGCGCCGGGCUCAGCGCUGCGCUUCCGCGCGGGCUCACCAUGGAUGCGACCGGCCACAGCGUCUUCCUCCUCCAGCAGCUGAACAUGCAGCGGGAGUUUGGCUUUCUGUGUGACUGCACAGUUGCCAUUGGAGAUGUUUACUUCAAAGCCCACAGAGCGGUGCUCGCUGCUUUUUCAAACUAUUUUAAGAUGAUAUUUAUCCAUCAGACGAGUGAGUGCAUAAAGAUUCAGCCUACAGACAUCCAGCCUGACAUAUUUAGUUACUUGUUGCAUAUUAUGUACACCGGGAAAGGGCCGAAGCAGACUGUCAGCAAGAGCCGACUGGAGGAGGGCAUCCGCUUCCUCCAUGCAGACCAUCUCUCCCAUAUCGCAAUUGAGAUGAACCAAGUGUUAUCCCCAGAGAUGGUGCAGUCUUCAAACUUGUAUGGGAUCCAGAUCUCGACCACACACAAACCAGCAAAGGAGCGGCUGGGAACAAAGGAGAGUCUGCCCAAGGCGGGCAGCAGGCCUGCUGCCCAAGGCGAUCACCCCCAGCUGCAGCUCUCCCUGGCCAUCGGCCUGGAUGACAGCUCCCUGGACCAGCAGGUUGCUUGCCCCUCUGCUCAGCCCGCUGCUGUCACUAAGUCAGCAGAAGAGCAUCCAAAGCUCUCCGUCUCCAUAAAGCAGGAGAGGUGUGACUCGGAGCCUGUGGUGUCCCAGAGCUGCACCCCUCCUUCUCCAGAGGUAGCGAGCCCCGUCUUUGCUAAGGCCAGCCUCAAGGUGCACUUGUGUCACUACUGCGGGGAGCGUUUCAGCUCCCGGGGGGGGCUGCGGCAGCACUUGCACACCCAUGUCUCAGGCUCACUGCCGUUUGGCGUGCCAGCCUCCAUCCUCGAGAGCAGUGACCUGGGAGAGGUGCAGCCUUUGGCUGAGGACAGGAAGGCUGGGGAUGGUCACCAGCUCGGGACCUUCCUCCUGAAGGAGGAUGAGCAUCAGCUGGAGCAUCCGAGCUGCAGCAACCUGGAGCCUCUGCAGAUCAGCCAGCUCUCGCUUAUCUCCAAGGACCACGAACCAGUGGAAUUGAACUGUAACUUUUCUUUCUCAAGAAAGAGAAAAAUCAGUUGCACUGUUUGCGGCCGCACGUUUUUCCGGAAGAGCCAGCUGCUUGAACACAUGUACACACACAGAGGGAAACAGCACAAAUAUGGCCACUGCCAGCGGCUGGAGAGCCCUGCAACCCCCAGGUUUCAUCCUUACUGUGACAGUGAGAGCAUAGGAGUGACUCCACUGGACUGACUGCAAAUACAUCCUUAUGGCUGAAAUCAUCCUGAAAUCAGAACUAUGUUCAUGUACAUGUUCAGUAUGUCUCUGAAAAGUUACAACUGCAAGCAAUAUGUUUUUAAUUGUCACACCACUUUUUAGGGUUUACUUUGGUUGAGCUUUGCACUCCUGAACAUCUGUGACAUCAAACAUCUGCAAAAGGCGGUUUUUGCAUCAUUUGCAGCACAAGAAAUGCAUUUUCAGCAGUUUUCUACUGCAAGCCUUAAAGUUAUAAUUAAAGCAGUAGAAAAAGCUUGAGACAGAAGUCGUCAGCUUCAAGUUACGUUAACUUGAAAACAUCAUUCUAAGUCUUAUAAAUAACUUUAGAAUAUAGUUAUGUUUUCUAAGCAGCUGCUCCUAGAUACAUCAUAAGAAGUUUUAUUACUCUAUGUGGAAGACACUUGAAUUACUAAGUGCUUAACCUUUAUGGCAACAGGUGCUAGAAAAUCUGCCUGACUCGCACAGCUGGGCUUGGCAAAUGCUCGUUUCUUGUGAGGUUUGGGGGUUUUUCUUCAUUAAAAUGUAAAAUAAUUUGUCACAAUGUGCAGAAUAAUGAUACUGGUGAUUCCUUCCAUGUGCCUGAGAUUCUUUGACAGAUGCACAUGGGCUUAGGCAAAGCAAGUUCCAGGGUGGUGAUACCUGAAAUCAGGAAGUCAAACAGCUCCAGGGG
Melopsittacus undulatus (budgerigar) is the source of this 2132-nucleotide messenger RNA. It is a transcript of the gene ZBTB25, whose product is annotated as zinc finger and BTB domain containing 25. The record is from RefSeq and is a predicted model, not a curated record. Gene Ontology annotation, biological process: regulation of transcription by RNA polymerase II. NCBI's taxonomy places the organism in Eukaryota, Metazoa, Chordata, Aves, Psittaciformes, Psittaculidae. Gene Ontology annotation, cellular component: nucleus. Gene Ontology annotation, molecular function: protein binding; DNA-binding transcription factor activity, RNA polymerase II-specific.